UGGUGGGUCACUGUGUGAAAUAGGAUGCUGGACUAGAAGGGCCGUGGGCCUGAUCCAGCAGGACUGUUCUUAUGUUCUUACUUGUCCAAGCCCAUGAUCAAGCUGUGCUUUUAUUCUUUAAUUAUAACUAGCAGCCAACUAGCUCUCACAUAUUUUCAGUGGCUUCUGUCUGUUGGCAUGGCUUUGUAGAUAUCUGAUCUUCUCUAUUUUCUGCAAGCCAAGCAUCUCACUUGCUCAGGGAAUAAAUUAAAUCCCAUGCUUAGAAUCUACAACACAAAACAAAUGCUUGUACUUACAGAACAGACAGUCUAUGAUAGCUUGCAAGAAACAAUGUUCACAGAUAACAGCGUACUUUCUCCUAUGAGCUAGGAGCACUCCUGGCAUCCCACCUACAAUGGGCAGGCUGGCUCUAAACUCUGCUGGGGUCUUCUUCUCUCAGCCCUCAGUUGCUUGUCCUUCCUAAUUGCUCUAACACCCCAGCAGCUGGGCCAAUUUGCCCCUACUGGCUGUGUUAGCGACAGCUGACUGGGCUGUUUCAACCCUUUGGCCCUUAAAAGAAGAAAUGCUGCGCUGGAGUUGCAGCCUUUGUGCAGAUUGCCGGUAGGCAGCUACCAAAGGGGGCCACCCUUUGGUGGUGGUGGCGGCGGAGGCCUUCAGGAGUAGGUUUGAGUGGUGGGGCCAACUCAUUGCUUUGGACUCCUAGAAGGGAGCCUCCUGCUAAGUACACUGUUGCUUCCCUGCAGGGGUACGUAGCAAGGUUGGAAUGGGCCCAGAGACGAGAUUUUAAAAUGCCCCCCCCACUCAAAGUCCAGGGCCUCCGCACACCCCAGGCCCCCAAGGAUUUAAGUCUGAUAUUCCAAAAUAAGUAUGCUGCCUGGAAAUACAUUGCACUGAAUACACACACGCACACGUCACAAUAUAUAGUGAUAUACAUUGAGUACUAUACAUUUGUUUUACUUUUAAUGCCUAGAACACACUAGAAAGAUGAAUUAUUAAAAUGGGCCCCUCGCUGCAGAUUAGCAAAGGAGACUUUCAGCCAUGCAGGGUGAGCCUAUGUUUGUUUUCUCAGAAUUCUGAACAAAUUCAGUCAAGUUCGAUUCCAGGAGUCUUUUCACACGAGGCUUUUAAAGCCCUUUAACACACAUCUCCUCUGGAAUAUAGGUGCUGCAUUCACAUGUUGGCCAGAUGUUGGCAGUUCACACACAAGAAAAAUAAAAUAAAAUAAAAGCACAAGACAUGCUUCACAGUUCUCACUCAGACCUUCUGGGUUGCAAAACAACUUGAACAUAAGUGCAUUUAUAAAUGAAUGAAUGAAUGAUUAAAAUAAAUAUAAUACUGUUUCUUCCAGAAGUUUUUGUAAUUUUCUGCCAUGAAACAAGCCACUUAUAGGACUUUUUAGAUAGUUUUUUUUAAGCUAGCAAAUUUUCCAAGCUGUUUAAAAAUAAAUAUUCAGAGACUUCUCAGUCCCUCCCCCCAUAUCAAAGCCCUAUGGCAAGCAGAUGCCUAUAUAUGGGGGGGGGCGGGAAAGGUAACCACAAAAAGGAGUUCACACUCUACCUGGCAAAUGCUGGGUUCGGCAGGGCAGCAGGGGGUCUUCUGCUGCAGAGAGCAGUGGUGGCCACUCUGGCUGCCUCCUCCUUCCUGGCUGGCUUGGGCCCUACUGGAGUUCAGGCUUCACAGAGGCCUACACGAGGCCUCUGUGGAAGACCCGCCCACCCGCCGAUCAGCUGAGAGGCGGGAGAAAAGGAGCUCUUUGCAGCUUGCCUGCUGCCUGGAUUGCCGGCCAGGAGAACAAGCUGGAGAGACAGCGAACAGGGUUCUGCAGUCCUGUGUUAAUUGCUGCAACCAGAACAUGAGCUAUGACUCCUGCCUGCACACUUAGCCUGCUAUGGGGCUCAGCUGCAGUCCUAGCUGUUGCUUUGGGGGACCAAGUAAGUAGCUGUGGUGCCCCAACUAGGUUAAGCUUUGCUGAGCUGGGCGAUGAGUAUAAAGAAAAACCUUCCUUUCCUGUUGGCUCGACUGUGAACUAUGUGUGCAGACCUGGCUAUUAUAAGAUUCGUGGAUUGAAGGCCUCGAUCACAUGCCUUAGCAGCCUGGAAUGGUCAGAAGUUCAGGAGUUCUGCAAAAGAAAAUCAUGUGGUAAUCCACGUGAACCAGAAAAUGGCCGGUUGGUUAUACCAAAAGAUCUCCUCUUUGGUUCUACCAUAAAUUAUACCUGUGAGCAAGGUCACAAGCUAAUUGGUCAGUCUUACCGACAAUGUGUGAUAUUGGACCGAAGAGUAGGUUGGAGUGGUGACAUUCCCCUUUGUCAGCGUAUCCCAUGUUUCUCACCACCAGAUAUCCCCCAUAGCAGGCGCACCGGGACACACAUAGUUGCCUUCACGUAUGGGGAUUCUGUGACUUACACCUGUGAAAAAGGCUUCCCCCUUGUUGGAAAUGCCUCCAUUCACUGUACUACAAAGGAUGGGAUCAAUGGAGUGUGGAGUGGCCGUGCAUAUUGCGGAGUGGCUCAGUGUCCACCUCCUGAAGUUGAGAAUGGAAGAAUAGUGGCCGGUGAUUCUGGCUCCUACAAAUAUAACCAUAGAGUGACUUUUGGCUGCAGUGCUGGCCACGUACUAGCUGGCUCAAGAGAGAUCGAUUGCCAAGUGGAUGGCACGUGGGACCCUCCUCCACCUCACUGUGAACAGGUUUGUGUAAGCCCAGAAAUUCAGAAUGGAAGAAUAGCAAGAUCUCAAGCACCGAUUAAACUUGGGGACAGAAUUACAUUUGAAUGUGACCAUGGCUACAUCCUGAAAGGCAACCAUACAAUCCAGUGCCAACCUGACAGCACAUUGAACCCUCUUGUACCCAUCUGUGUCAGGGUGGUUCAAUGCCAGGCACCACCAUACCUCCAAAAUGGGACUCGCAGCCACCAGGAAACAGCCGUGUUUACUGAUGGAAUGUCUGUGAACUACACUUGUGAGCCGGGCUACACCCUUAUUGGCCAGGCAACGAUCUAUUGCGCAGCAUCUGGCACAUGGUCAUCCCCAGCCCCUCACUGUGAAUUGACUCAGUGUCCCUCUCCUGAAGUUGAGAAUGGAAGGAUAGUGGCAGGUGAUUCUGGAAACUACACAAAUAACCACAGAGUGACUUUUGGCUGCAGUGCUGGCCACAUACUAACUGGCUCGAAAUCGAGCGUUUGUCAAGUGGAUGGCACAUGGUUCCCACCUCCACCUUGCUGUGAACGGGUGGCUCAGUGUCCACCUCCUGCAGUUGAGAAUGGAAGAAUAGUGGCAGGUGGUUCUGGCUCCUACACAAAUAAUGACAGAGUGACUUUUGACUGCAGUGCUGGCCACGUACUAGCUGGCUCGAGAGAGAUCCACUGCCAAGUGGAUGGCACAUGGAACCCACCUCCACCUCACUGUGAUCAGGAGUCUGUCAAUUAUAUUGCAAUUUCUGUUGGAGCCGUUGCUGGUGUUCUAGUACUGAUUGCAAUUUUAGUCAUUGCUCUAAAAUUCAGAGCCUGUCAUAACAAGAAGUGGAAAAUGGACACUCAUUCUGGCCCUACUGAGCCAGACUACUACUCAUUCUUGCCCUACAGUGUAGUGACAAUUAAUCCAGAUACUGCAUUGAAAGGAAAAAAAUAGUCCCAAGGUCUGAUUUGAUUGCACUAAACUUCUGCAGUAAAACUAUGCUCCAGUCACUUUCAAGUUGGUGAUCAACUCCCAUGAGUUCUCCUUCUGAGAACUGGAAUUGGGUGCCAAGUGAAAAUCUGAGACGAAGGCAACUUUCAUAGCCAUACGGAACCUUUUAACUGGCCAUAUGGAUGAUUGAGCCUUUUGGAGUAAGACAGUAAGUUCAGCUGCACAAAAAAUCUGUUGAUUUGAAAUGUUGCUUCUGCAUAGAACUGGUCUGCACUUCUACCCAUCCAAAACACCUUUGGCCUCUUGAAUUAAGUACAGAGCUGUGGAAUAUAUCUCCUCUGGAAGUGAUGCAUUAUCCUGUCUUAAUAAAAUAUACACUUGAACUGCUGAUUUCUUGCUAGAACCCUUGAAUGUUGCCAUUUGUCUUAACAGCAUCCCAGAUAUUGCAAGACUAUGCAUUUUUCCUGAAUGCAUUGCCCCACACAUAUCUCUUGAAGUGAAGUGAAACGAGUAUAGCUGAUAAAUUCUACCACACACUCAGAUUCGUCUGGAUUUUCUUGUCUUCCUCUUGCGGUGUAAACAAAUGCUAAAGAAACAAAGUACUGUGUUUAUCUUCUAGCAGGCAGACCAGAGCUUUCUAUACUUAACCAAAAUAUCAAGAAACACUUCCAUGUCACGUUUCCUUUUGAUGGGAAUGAGUUCAUUAACCCUCCCAUUAAAAUCAGUGGGGCCAAGAAGCAGUAUGCUAUGGCUGAAUUUAGCCUGAGCUUGUUACAUUCAGGAAAAUAUUAUCUGUGGUGUAAUAUUUUGUUUUAUUUGUAGUGGAUUGUACACAAUUUUUAUUCAGCUAAAUGAAGGAAAUAUUGUCUGUGUAGAGAAUAAAACCUGUUUACCGGAGAGAGUAUGUAAAUAAACCUUGAAUAAGACUCCUAGGUG
Messenger RNA from Hemicordylus capensis (graceful crag lizard), 4559 nucleotides. Its product is annotated as complement receptor type 2-like. Bases 1860 to 3626 code for a protein of 588 amino acids. Gene Ontology annotation, biological process: negative regulation of complement activation, classical pathway. The record is from RefSeq and is a predicted model, not a curated record. NCBI's taxonomy places the organism in Eukaryota, Metazoa, Chordata, Lepidosauria, Squamata, Cordylidae. The transcript has 14 exons.